Molecule: messenger RNA, 363 nt
Organism: Lachnellula hyalina
Lineage: Eukaryota; Fungi; Ascomycota; Leotiomycetes; Helotiales; Lachnaceae
Gene: MP3
Product: putative steroid-binding protein
Exons: 3
Coding region: 1-363 (120 amino acids)
Cellular component (GO): membrane; endomembrane system
Source: RefSeq, a predicted model, not a curated record
AUGGCUGGCAAAUUCGAGCCCAAAACCCCUGUCGUCCUCGCGCCCCCAAAGGACGACCCAAUAUCCGUCUCAACCCUCGCAACCUGUGACGGCAUUACGAGUGAAAAAUGCUACGUAGCAAUCAAGGGAAAAGUCUUUGAUGUAACGGGCAACAAGAUGUAUCUUCAAGGUGGUUCCUAUCAUGUAUUCGCAGGCCACGACGCCUCCCGCGCCCUCGCCCUAACAUCCACCAAAGCCGAGGACGUAAAGCCCGAAUGGCAGGAUCUAGAAGACGACAAGAAGAAGGUGCUCGAUGAUUGGAUGACCUUUUUCUCGAAGCGCUAUAACGUUGUGGGCCUUGUUGAGGGAUCUACGAAUCAAUAA